AUGAUGCGCGACGCGAAAAAACUGUACUGGGAUGAAAUUAGCAGCUCUCUAGCGCGGUACCCGGAAUUGACGCCGCAUUAUAUUUUAGUUACCCAAGCACAGGACAAUGGCCAUCCAUCUUUAUCAGGAACAGUUACUGUAUAUAUAAAUGUUAUCGACCUGAAUGAUAACGCUCCUAUUUUUGACCCGAUGAGUUUUUCGAAUGAAAUCCUUGAAGACGUACCUGUGGGCACAUCCGUUGUAACUGUUAGUGCAACUGAUUUCGAUUCAGGCUGGAACGGGAAACUGACAUACAGUAUAACUUCAGGAGAUGAUGAUGAAGACUUUACAAUAUCUUCAAAUGGUACAAUCCAUACAGCAAAAUUAUUGGAUAGAGAAAAAAUAUCUUUGUAUAAUUUGAUAAUAACAGCGAAGGAUUUAGCAAAUCCCCCAGAGCCUAGAUUAUCUUCUACUGUUCAGGUAACAGUUCAAUUAAAAGACGUAAAUGACAUGGCUCCUGAGUUUGUAAGUGCUAAUAUGACUACAGUAUCUGAAAAUAUUCCUCUAAAUACUGUUAUUAUGACAAUAAAAGCAGUAGACAAAGAUGAAGGGAGGAAUGGUUACGUGGAAUAUUUUAUGGAUUCUAGCCCUGAUGUUAACGGAUAUUUUUCUCUGGGAAAUGUGGACGGUAUUUUGCGAGCAACUGGAAAACUUGAUCGAGAAUUAAAAUCCUCCUAUACAAUUAUAGUAAAAGCAAAAGAUAGGGGCGACCCAGCUCAAAUUACAACAACAGAGAUUACUAUUAAAAUAUUAGACGAGAAUGAUAAUAGCCCUGUUUUUGAUCCUAAGCAAUAUAGUGCAUCCGUACCGGAAAAUGCAAGCAUAGGUGCAAGCGUAUUGCAAGUAUCUGCAACUGAUGUCGACGAAGACGCAAAUGGUAGAGUAAGAUAUUCGAUAGAUUUUGGAGAUGAAAACAGGGACUUUAGCAUUAGUGAAGACACUGGAAUAGUAAGAGUUGCCAAAAAUUUGAACUAUGAAAGAAAAUCUCGGUAUGUUCUUACAAUAAGAGCUGAAGAUUGUGCUAAAGAUGAUGUUCGAUUUGAUACGGCAGAGCUGUCAAUAUCAUUACAAGAUAUUAACGAUAAUCCACCAACUUUUUUGGACUCACCGUAUUUAGCAUAUGUAAUGGAAAACAUUAUUCCUCCAAAUGGUGGAUAUAUUCUGACAGUACACGCUUAUGACGCAGAUUCACCGCCUUUUAAUAAUCAAGUCCGCUAUUUUAUAAAAGAAGGCGAUGCUGAUCUUUUUAAAAUAAAUGCAUCAUCGGGUCAAAUCUCUCUACUAAGAACUUUGGAUAGAGAAGCACAAGAUGAAUACACGCUGUCUUUAGUUGCAAUGGAUACAGGUUCUCCUCCAUUAACAGGGUCGGGAACAGUUAAAGUAAUUGUUCAAGAUGUAAAUGACAACAGUCCCGACUUUGAAAGACAAAGUUACAAAGCGCAUAUCAAAGAAAACUCCCCACUUGGUACAAUAAUACUAAAUCCAAAAGCAAUUGACAAAGAUAUAGGAAACAAUGCUAAAAUAAGAUACAGCUUACUUGGGGAUAAAUCUGAAAGAUUUGUCAUAAAUCCAGUUACAGGCGUAAUUACAAAUAAUGAAACAUUGGACAGGGAGGAGUGGGAAACGUAUUAUUUAAUUGUGAUGGCUCAAGAUUCAUCUACCACAGAUCCACGAACAGCCACAGCUAAUGUCACAAUAGUUGUUGAUGAUGAAAAUGAUAAUACACCUUCAUUUUCUCAAACAGUUUACGAAGUUUUCAUAUCUGAAAAAACUAAGGCAAAUGAUUUUAUUUUUGGUGUAAAAGCGAAAGAUAAUGACGUUGGUCUAAACAAAAAAAUUAUUUAUAAUUUGAAAGGGGAGCAUCAGGAUUUGUUCACCAUAAAUAAAGAAACCGGUGUGAUCAAAGCAAAAGAAGCUCUAAACAAAUAUAAUGAUAGAACUAAACUAUCACCUACAUUUAAUUUAGUAAUUGUAGCUACGGACUGUGGUAUUUCAUCUCGACAAAGCUCAGCAGACUUGAUUUUAAUACCCAAAUCGGGAAAGAAUUUCCCUAAGUUCACCGUUACGAAUAAAUUAACAUUUACAUUCCCCGAAGAUACUCCAGAAGGAGUAUUAGUGAAUCGUUUAUCAGCUACGUCUCCCAAAAAGGGGUCUGUAGGCUUACUACAAUACUCAGUAGCAGGUGGCAACGUUGGAGAUGCACUACGAGUAGAACCAAUGAGUGGAGAAGUUUUCAUUACGGGAAAAGGAUUCGAUUAUGAAACGAUGCCUCUAUACGAGGUGUGGUUUGAAGUUAGAGACUCCGACAAUCCACCUUUAAAAUCUUUUAUAGAAAUAGAAAUAAAAGUUUCUGAUGCCAACGAUAAUGCACCUGUUAUUGAACAAAUGUUAUAUAAUGCUACUGUACCCGAAGAAGAAUCACCACCACAAACAGUGAUAAAAAUUGAAGCUCAUGAUGACGACUCAGAUGGAAAUGGAAAGAUUGCAUUUAGACUCGUAAAUGAUUAUGAAGAAACUUUCGUAAUCGAUACAGAUAAUGGUGAAAUUUAUACUAAUAUUGCCUUAGAUAGGGAAUCGAUCCCAUUUUAUGAAAUCAUAGUUGAAGCAGUAGACCAUGGUGUACCCCAGCUCACUGGAACAUCCACUGUUCUUGUAACUGUAUCUGAUAAAAAUGAUAAUCCACCUAGGUUUACGCGACUCUUUAGCGUGAAUGUAACCGAAAAUGCAGAAAUUGGUUCAUUUGUUAUCAAAGUUACAAGUUCAGAUUUAGAUAUUGGAACAAAUGCUAAUGCUACUUACAGUUUCGUAGAAAAUCCUGGAGAAAAGUUUGUGAUUGAUCCCGUUACAGGUAACGUGACUGUAGCGCGUCCGCUAGACCGAGAAAUACAAGAUGAAUACAUUUUAAAAGUUGCAGCGAUUGAUGGGGCGUGGAGGUCUGAAACACCUUUAACUAUCACCAUACAGGAUCAAAAUGACAAUGCACCUGAAUUUGAAUAUUCAUAUUACAGCUUUAAUUUCCCAGAAUUGCAACGGAAAAACAGUUUUGUUGGACAAGUUAUUGCUACUGAUAAAGAUAAACAAGGACCUAAUUCAAUUAUUUCUUAUUCUUUACAACAAACAUCAGAUUUGUUUUCUAUUGAUCCUGCUACCGGGGAAAUUUCAAGCAAAUUUACUAUGAACUAUAAACGUACACCAGUCAAUUCGUCACCUGAAAAUACUUAUUCUGUUAUUGUAGUAGCUACUGAUAAUGGUAAACCACCCAUGUCGUCUGAUUGCCUCGUCACCAUAAAUAUUGUAGAUGCCAAUAACAAUAAACCUAAAUUUAAGCCACACGAAACACUAGUACCUGUCCCACAUGAUGCCACGCUUGGUGAAAAGAUAAUCAAGUUGCAAGCUGAAGACACUUUAGAUUAUGGGAUUAAUGCUGAAAUAGAGUACCAUGUUUUUAGUGGGAAUGGAACAGCAUUCUUUUCAGUUGAUAAAAUAUCGGGAUGGAUAGUAGUAAGCAAACAAUUUUAUAAUGUUGGGCAGUAUUACAAUAUCAAAGUAAAAGCAGUUGACAAAGGAGUCCCACCACAAUGGGAUAUAACAAAUUUACAAUUUGUUGUAACUGGAGAAAAUAUUCAUAGCCCCAAAUUUACAGCUCUAAGUUAUCAAGUAAUAGUGCCUGAAAAUGAGCCAGUCGGAUCUUCUAUCCUAACAUUAAAAAGUAACGAUGAAGACGAUGGUCCUAAUGGCAUAAUACGAUAUGAAAUUUCAUCAGGAAAUGAGGACGAUGUCUUUAAAAUCCACCCCGUAUCAGGUGUAAUUAGUAUACGACGUUCACUCGAUUAUGAUGAGGUUCAAGAAUACAGACUUAAUAUCACUGCAAAAGAUUUGGGAUUCAAACCUAAAGAGGCAACUGCAACAGUUACAAUUAUCCUAACAGACAUUAAUGAUAACGCUCCUAUUUUCAACCAAUCUCAUUACAUUGCAUUUUUGCAAGAAAAUUCACCGAUAAAUACAUUCAUAUUCAGUGUAGAAGCCGUAGAUGUUGAUUCACCGAAAAAUGCAAUUAUUAAGUAUCGUAUUAUAAAUGGAAUGACGUCGUUAUUUAAUAUAGAUUCUAAUACUGGAAAAAUAUUUUCUAAGGAAAUAUUUGAUUUCGAAGAAAAAACAACGUAUAAAAUAGAAGUUAUGGCUGAAAACCCAGAUUCGACUAUGCGCAGCACUACCGAGGUUGAAGUGCAUAUUACAGGCGUAAACGAAUAUUAUCCAAAGUUUGUACAACCCGUAUUUCACUUUGAUGUAUCAGAAUCUGCUGAAGUAGGUACAAAUGUUGGUGUAAUUCAAGCAACCGAUCAAGACAGUGGUGACGAUGGAGUUAUUUAUUAUUUGUUUGUAGGAUCAAGUAACGAUAAAGGUUUCAAUAUUAAUUCACAGACUGGCGUAAUUAGGGUAGCUCGAUACUUAGACAGAGAAACUCAAAAUAGAGUUGUUUUAACGGUGCUAGCUAAAAACUAUGGAAGUAUUCAUGGUAACGAUACAGACGAGGCACAGAUCAUAAUAUCAAUUCAAGAUGGUAACGAUCCACCAGAGUUUUUGCGAAACUAUUACGAAGCAACGAUUUCAGAAGGUUCAAAGAUAGGCCAAGAAGUUAUACAAGUACAAGCUAUAGACAAAGAUGUCCGCCCGCAAAAUAAUCAAUUCAGCUAUUCAAUUAUUUCGGGUAAUGGAAAUCAAGAUUUCAAAAUUGAUCCUCAGAGUGGUAUAAUAGAAGUCAGUCGGCAUCUUGAUCGCGAAACUUUAUCUUCUUAUUCGUUAAUAGUGGGUGCAAUAGAUACUGGAAUUCCACCACAAACAGGUACUACAACUGUGAAAAUAACUUUGACUGAUAUAAAUGAUAAUGGGCCUAUAUUUGAUACAGAAAACUUCGAUGGUUCUGUUUAUGAAAAUGAACCUCCUAAUACAAGCAUUACAACGCUCUCUGCAAAAGAUCCUGACCUACCUCCAAAUGGUGCACCAUUUUCUUAUACUAUUAUUGGAGGAAAACAUCAAAGUUUUGUAAAAGUGCAAAAACAUACUGGUGUACUUUUUACUACAAGAAAAAUUGAUAGAGAACUUACUCCAAACCUAGAAGUAAUGAUACAAAUAGAAGAUAGUGGAAUGCCUGUAAUGUCUUCAAACUAUACCAUUCAUAUCAAGGUAUUAGACAGAAAUGAUAAUCCGCCAACACCAAGAUCAGUCCAUGUUCUUGUUUUUGCCUUUAAUAAUAAAUUACCUCCCAGUAAGAUAGCUGACGUUAAACCAAAUGAUCCAGAUAUCGUUGGUGACUAUAAAUGCAAAAUGAUUAAAGAGUCAACAUCUGAAAGUACUCUUUCGCUUUUGAGUAUAAGAAAGGGAUGUGACUUGUAUUCUAACUCUGUGAAACCUGGUCAAGGUUAUUCUUUUUCAGUAUCUGGAAAUGAUGGAAUUCAUAGAGACGUUGUCUCAUCAGUCAGCGUUGAGUACUUUUCCUUUGAUAACAAUACAGUUGAAGAAUCAGUCACUGUCCGAAUAUUUAACAUGACAGCUAACGACUUUUUAUCGCAUUAUUAUCGAAUUUUAUUAGAAACGCUAAAAGUAGGUUUUAAAAAUAAAGAAAGUGUAUAUCUGUACAGUAUUAAUGAAGCUAAAAGAACUUUAGAUUUAACCAUGGCUAUAAAAGUAAAUAACGUGAUAUGGAAAAGAGACAGUACGGAAAAGCAUCUUAAAUCAAAAGAGUCAGAAAUAAAAAAAAUAUUAAAAAAACAAAUUAUACUCCCCUUUUUUCCUUGUGCUCAAAAUUCAUGUGAAAAUGACGGCAUAUGUACCGAUGCAAUCAAUGUAUUGGAUGACACCAAAAUUACAGAAAGUUCCACUCUGAUUAUAUCUUCACCGUUAGUGCAACAUGAUUAUGAAUGUCAUUGUAAUGAUCGCUUUAUGGGUAAAAAUUGUGAAAAACGUCAAGAUCCAUGUUCACCAAACCCAUGCAAAUUCGGAGCACAGUGCAGAAAACAAGGUCACGAUUUUAUGUGCUUGUGUCCAGAUCGAAGAGAAGGUAAAACUUGCGAAUUAGAACGUGAUGAUGCGUGUAGUAGCAACCCAUGCAAAAAUGGUGGUUCCUGCAAGGAAAGUUCGGAUAGAAACUCUUUCUUCUGUCUUUGUCGACCGGGAUAUCGAGGAAAUCAAUGCGAAGGUCUCAUAGACUCAUGCAGACCUAAUCCUUGUUUACAUGGAGGGAUAUGUAUCAGCUUAAAACCAGGUUAUAAAUGCAGCUGCACAAACGGUCGUUAUGGUACACACUGUGAAAGCUCAACAUUUGGUUUUAAUGAAUUGUCGUAUAUGCAAUUUCCGACAUUAGAUGCUUCGACGAAUGAUAUUACCCUCGUAUUUGCCACAACAAAAUCAGAUGCGUUGUUGCUUUAUAAUUACGGAGCUCAAACCGGAGGCAGAUCUGAUUUUAUUGCCAUAGAACUACUUGGAGGAAAACCUGUAUUUUCAUUUGGUGGUGCUCGGACAUCAAUUACUACAGUUGCUAUUACAGAAACAGAUAAAAAUUUAGCGGAUGGAAAAUGGUACAAAUUAACAGCAACACGAAAUGGCCGAGUUAUUUCUCUAAGCAUAGCUACCUGUACUGACCACGGAGACGUGUGUACGGAAUGUGAGCCCGGUGACAAAUCAUGCUACGACGAUGAUACUGGCCAAGCAGGAACUUUGAAUUUCAACAAUGAACCUCUUCUCAUCGGCGGCUUACACAAAGCAGAUCCAGUCUUAGAACGUCCGGGACAAAUACACUCGGAUGAUUUUGUUGGCUGUAUGCACAGUAUUACAAUCAAUGGUCGGUUAUUAAACUUGACUAAUCCUUUGAAAGCUCGCGGAGUUGAACCGAAUUGCGAUAGAUCUGAAAGAGGAGCAUGUUUCAAAAAGGAUAUAUGUGGUGUAGGAGAAUGUAUCGAUCGCUGGAAAACAAAUUAUUGUACAUGUGGUAAUAAUAUACUGUCAUCUGAUUGUAGUAACUCACUUCAAAGCAUAUCCGUCGGGGACAAUGGAUAUGUAAUAUACACAAUUUCAGAAAAACACAGAAGGAUGCAAUUACUUGAAUCAUUUUACGGUGGUAAUACUGCUUGGGAGAAAAAGUUAACUAAAGGCGUGACAAAAGCAAUAUCUAAAGCUACUAAUCCCGCUAAGGUUUUGUCUUUUUCAUUUAAAACUCAUAGAAAAGUCGGUUUACUCUUUUAUGCUGCUACGGAAAAAUAUUAUACGCUAAUUGAAUUAAUUGAAGGAAAAGUAAGCUAUACGUCAAAACAAAGUUCACUAGUAAAUAUGACGCAAAUGGAACAACGCGAUGUUUCCGACGGAAAUUGGCAUAAUGUAACAUUAUUUGGUUAUGGCAGAAGCAUAAAGUUGCUGGUUGACGAUAGAUUGGUUGGAGAAGAACUGGAUGCUGCAAGCGUACACGACUUUUUAGAUCCAUACUUAACUGCCAUAUCAUUAGGCGGUGUAAAAUCUGAAUGGAUAUCAUCAUACAAUAAGUUCGAAGGAUGUCUAGCAAACUUAACUAUAAAUAAUGAGAUUCAACCAUUUAUUGGAAACGGUAGCAUCUUAAGAGAUGUUACACGCAAGGGAAAAAUAAUUUCGGGUUGUCAUAGCGCUUUCGGAGCUGGAUUAACUCAAAACCCUGAUCCAUUAAGUAUUGGAAUUACAUUGGUUAUUUCGUUUUUCAUAAUAUUAAUUGUCGCUAUAUUGGUGUCCUUUAUUGUAUUUCGUCUGCGCAAACAGAAAAAGGAGAAAGCUGGUGUUCCAAAUGUAAAAAGUAAUGUGGUACACACUAAGCAAAAUGGUGGUCCUGCAAUGUUAAAUGCACCAAAUUUAAUCGCUGGUACCAAUGAUAGUCUAAUGAAUAGAAAUAUACAUAGUAAUGAAACGAGUUUAAACAGUUACAUGUCCGAAAAUGCAGAUAUAAUGAGAAACGUUGGCCAUAUUGUAGGGCCGGAACUUCUAUCCAAAAAGUAUAAAGAUCGUGAAAUAAUGAAUAUUGAUCCACCUAGACCACAACGGCCGGAUAUAAUUGAACGCGAAGUAGUGGGAAAAAGUCCAGCUCUUAGAGAUGAUCACCAUCCACCCCCGCCACCAUCAACUAACACAUCCCACUCACAUAAUCAUGACCAUCCCAGUGGUAUGGAUUUGAAUUCAGAAGUUCCUGAACAUUAUGAUCUGGAAAACGCUAGUUCGAUUGCACCUUCAGAUAUAGAUAUUGUAUAUCACUACAAAGGGUUUAGAGAAGCAGCCGGUGUUCGGAAAUACAAAGCGACGCCUCCUCCACUUGCAAGUUACCACCACAAACAUCAGACUCCACAACAUAGACAUUCUCCUCAUCAUUCAAGUGGUUAUCCACCAAGAGUACUACCACAAGCUUCACAACCACCUCCUCAACCAAGACAGCAUCAAACGACACCUUUAGCUCGACUUUCGCCAAGUAGUGAACUGAGCCAACAACCCAGAAUACUGACUCUUCACGACAUAUCAGGAAAGCCACUCCAGAGUGCUUUAUUGGCAACAACUUCUAGUUCAGGUGGAGUCGGUAAAGAUGCCUUACAUAGUAAUAGUGAACGGAGUUUAAACAGUCCAGUAAUGUCCCAAUUGAGCGGACAAAGCUCUUCAGCAGGUAGAAAAACACCUAACGCAUCUGCUCAGGCGCAACAAGUAUCAGUGGGCUCUGGAGCAGUAGGCCUAACUGCAGAAGAAAUAGAAAGAAUGAAUGCAAGGCAACGUACCUCAAGUUUAGUAUCCACCUUAGAUGCAGUAUCAAGCUCUAGUGAGGCUCCACGUAGUGGCGGUGUUAGCCAUCAUAUGUCACACAGGCAUCACUCUCCACCAGUAGACAACAGAAGUUCAACAGGAUCAGAUGAUGAAAGUGGUAAUGACAGCUUUACGUGUUCAGAAAUAGAAUAUGACAAUAAUAGCUUAAGUGCGGAUAAACCUGAUGACGUAAGAAGACAAAAUGUUAAUAGCACAAGUAAUAAUAAAAAACCAAUAUUACCACCGCCAUACGAAAGUUUUGACUCGUCAUUUCGUGGUUCAUUAAGCACUCUAGUCGCAUCGGAUGACGAUCUCGCUCCUCAUGUGGGUUCAGCAUUGUAUAGACAAGCUAACGGCUCUCCGGCCCCGGCCACUCUAGGCUGGGAUUAUUUAUUGAAUUGGGGUCCCAACUUUGAGAGCAUGAUAGGAGUUUUUAAAGACAUUGCUGAACUACCUGAUUCUGUCAAUGGCCGAAUGUCUUCAUCUUUAAGGCUUCCUAAUGGAACGCCAAAACCAUCCGAAGAAUAUGUUUAACAAUGUAUAAUAUUUUCCUUGUAAAUAAUUAUAGUAAAUGUACAUAAUUUUUACGAUCUUGUAUCAAGAUCUCUUUAAUGUAUCUUGCCAUAUUUUUGUUAAAUAUAGAUUUUAAUAAUAGGUUAACAAUUAAUUAUGAUGUUAGUGCUUAUUUCCUAAAUUGAAACCUCAUUUUCAAAUGUAAUUAAUGUAAAUAGUAAAUACGUAUUUUUGUAAAUAUAAAGUUCCAAUGGUUUCAAGGAUAAGUGUCAAAAAGUUAUAAUUUCAAUUUAGGAUGUAAAGAUCAAUAAAUGAAAAUUAAAUAAUUACUACCUCUUAAUAUUAUUGUAAAAUUCCAGCACAAUGUUCAUUUCGAAUUUAAUAAACUAAUACAUAUUGGGUUUGGUAGUGAUUGUACAAUAUGCAAAAUAUUAUUAUUGGAACAAUAGACUGAAUUUAUGUAACUCUUAACUUAUACUUGGUAUGUGAUAGCUUUGUUUGUCACAGAUUUAUAAAAGUAUGACAACGCUUUAUGUUUGCCAUACGCAUAGUGAAUUACGUGCCAAAUGUUACUUCUGUUCGAAAGAACCGACUGAUUUUAAAUGUAAAAAUAAACGAAAUCAAAAUACA
Molecule: messenger RNA, 9981 nt
Organism: Zerene cesonia (dogface butterfly)
Lineage: Eukaryota; Metazoa; Arthropoda; Insecta; Lepidoptera; Pieridae
Product: cadherin-related tumor suppressor-like
Exons: 7
Coding region: 1-9372 (3123 amino acids)
Biological process (GO): homophilic cell-cell adhesion
Cellular component (GO): cell-cell junction; plasma membrane
Molecular function (GO): calcium ion binding
Source: RefSeq, a predicted model, not a curated record